CCCGCCGCCCGCCGCCCGCCGCCCGCCGCGAUGGCGUCGCUCACCGUGAAGGCCUACCUUCUGGGCAAGGAGGACGCGGCGCGCGAAAUCCGCCGCUUCAGCUUCUGCUUCGGCCCCGAGCCCGAGGCGGAGAUGGAGGCGGAGGCGGCGGCCGGGCCCGGGCCCUGCGAGAGGCUGCUGAGCCGGGUGGCCGCCCUGUUCCCGGUGCUGCGUCCCGGCGGCUUCCAGACGCACUACCGCGAUGAGGAUGGAGACUUGGUUGCCUUUUCCAGUGAUGAAGAACUGACAAUGGCAAUGUCCUAUGUGAAGGAUGACAUCUUCCGCAUUUACAUUAAAGAGAAGAAGGAGUGUCGGCGGGACCACCGCCCCCCAUGCGCUCAGGAGGCACCACGUGGCCUGGUGCACCCCAAUGUGAUCUGUGACGGUUGCAAUGGGCCAGUGGUGGGGACCCGCUACAAGUGCAGCGUCUGCCCGGACUAUGACCUGUGUGCUGCCUGUGAGGGAAAGGGCCUGCAUCGGGAGCAUAGCAAGCUUGUCUUCCCCGGCACCUUCGGGCCCUUCUCAGAGGGCUUUUCUCAUAGCCGCUGGCUCCGAAAGCUGAAACACGGGCACUUUGGGUGGCCUGGCUGGGAGAUGGGUCCACCAGGGAACUGGAGCCCGCGUCCUCCCCGGGCUGGGGAUGCCCGCCCUGGCCCUGCGGCAGAAUCAGUUUCUGGUCCAUCGGAGGAUCCCAGUGUGAAUUUCCUCAAGAAUGUCGGGGAGAGUGUGGCGGCUGCCCUGAGCCCUUUGGAGGACAGUCUGCUCCUCACGUCCACCCUACAAACAGCCCAGGGUUUACUCAAGGACUUGGGCAUCGAAGUGGACAUUGACGUGGAACACGGAGGGAAGCGAAGCCGCCUCACCCCCGUCUCGCCAGGUGGCUCCAGCACGGAGGACAGGGGAAGCUCUCAGCCCAGCAGCUGCUCUUCCGACCCCAACAAACCCGAUGUGGAUCGGGACCCGGAGGGCACCGCACAGGCGCUAGCUGAGCAAAUGGACAAGGUUGCCCUGGAGUCGGGGCCGCCCGAGGAACAGAUGGAGUCUGAUAACUGCUCAGGAGGAGACGAAGACUGGACUCAUUUGUCUUCAAAGGAAGUGGACCCGUCCACAGGUGAACUGCAGUCUCUACAGAUGCCUGAAUCCGAAGGGCCCGGCUCCCUCGGCUCUUCUCAGGAAGGGCCCACAGGACUGAAGGAGGCUGCUCUGUACCCGCAUCUGCCACCAGAGGCUGACCCCCGGCUGAUCGAGUCGCUCUCCCAGAUGCUGUCCAUGGGCUUCUCUGAUGAAGGUGGCUGGCUCACCAGGCUCCUGCAGACCAAGAACUACGAUAUUGGGGCGGCCCUGGACACCAUCCAGUAUUCAAAGCAUCCGCUGCCGUUGUGACAGCUUUCACUCUCUGUUCUGUCCCCCUUCUUGACUCCUAGUUGUGAUGAGAUAGUGUAGAACAGCCGGGCCUCUCUGGCGGCCAGUUUUUUUGCAUUCUUCUUCCAGAACCUGGGGGGCGGGGAUGCAUGAAGCCCUAGAGGGCUACAGAACAGGUGACAGGAGGGGGAGGCCUGAGUGCGUGUGCUGAUGGCCGCGCAGCAUUUCCCAGCUUUCCCUGGGUGUCCUGAAGCUUCCGUGGCGGGGGGGGGGGGGGGGGGGGGGGGGGGGGCUUGUCAGGGAGGACGGGGAGGGCAGAUAGCAUAUUCCUGCUCCACCCACCCCACCCCUAUCCCUCCUCCCCCUGGAUUACACCAGCAGUCCACAGUGUCUUGCCUAAUGGCCUUCUGUUUUUUUUUUUUGUUUUCAGUGACAAAUAGUAGGCUGACCUGUAGUUGAUUUUGUGCUAGAAACCUGAUUGGCUCCAAGUUUAGACUGAGUACAACCAACAUCCUGUCAGCUGGGGGAGGAACAGGUCCUGGAGGGCAGGGCAGUCCCAGGACUGGGCUUCUGGAAUCCCGUGGUCCUGAGGGGCCAGUGCUCACAGAAUGCUGUCUGCUCCAUAACCACUCUACUUUCAUUUCCAAACCUGUUGCUUUUAAAAAGGAGAUCCCUUUGUAACCAUCCUAUUGCUAUGUUGUAAACAACCUGUAAUUAAAUGGUAAAAGCACUUUAAUCAAAGAUGCUGCAACCAGAGAUGA
Messenger RNA from Canis lupus familiaris (dog), 2162 nucleotides. RefSeq names its product sequestosome 1 (gene SQSTM1). NCBI's taxonomy places the organism in Eukaryota, Metazoa, Chordata, Mammalia, Carnivora, Canidae. Gene Ontology annotation, cellular component: aggresome; amphisome. Gene Ontology annotation, biological process: mitophagy; endosome organization; aggrephagy. Bases 31 to 1422 code for a protein of 463 amino acids. Gene Ontology annotation, molecular function: zinc ion binding; K63-linked polyubiquitin modification-dependent protein binding; protein kinase C binding. The record is from RefSeq and is a predicted model, not a curated record. The transcript is spliced from 9 exons.